CUCAACUCUGCUCUACCCACGUAACACGGUCUCGCCUAUCGUGCCGCGCCGCCAUGGCAACUUUCUUGGGUAGCUCCCCGGCCUUCCUCACCAGGCCCGCCGCCAAACCGCAAGUCUCGUGCGCGCCGCCCUCGCGCCCGCCCAGCGCCCAGCCACCGUCCGAGCAGCCUCCGUCGCCACCACCGCAGCAACAAGCCAUGCAGGCCGAGACGCAGCCGCAGCCGCAGGCUGUGCCGUCGAGGGCGCCGAAGCGCGCAGCGACGUCCGCGGACUCCACGGACUGGGUGGCGUCCUCACUGACGCGGCGGUUCGGCAUCGGCGCCGGGCUGGCGUGGGUCGGGUUCCUGGCCUUCGGCGUGGUGUCGGAGCAGCUCAAGACCCGCUUCGAGGUCGCGCAGCAGCAGGCCAACACCAAGGAUGUGGAGGAGGAGAAGGAGGUCGUCCUGCCCAAUGGAAUCCGGUACACCGAGCUGCGGGUGGGCGGCGGCGACGUUGCGCGGCCGGGCGACCUGGUGGUGAUCGACCUGCAGGGGCGGGUGGCCGGCGGCGAGGCGUUCGUCGACACCUUCGGCGACGGGAAGCGGCCGCUGGCGCUCGUCAUGGGAUCCAGGCCCUACACCCGGGGGAUGUGCGAGGGCAUCGAGUACGUGCUGCGGUCCAUGAGGAACGGCGGCAAGCGGCGGGUGGUCAUCCCGGCGAGCCUGGGCUUCGGCGAGGACGGUGCAGACUUCGGGGAAGAGCACGUGCAGGUGCCUCCCGGGGCGACGCUGGAGUACGUCGUGCAGGUCGACAAGGUGUCCAUCGCGCCGGCGUGAAGCAUGUCUCCGUCGUAGUAGGUAGAUGAUCAAAUUGUGACGCAAAGAGGGGAAACCAUCAGAGUUCAUAUCCUAUCGCGUCCCUCUCCCAUGUGAUUAUGUGAACUAAUACCGAAACUGCGUUCGCACAGUUGGGACUUGGGAGAACCAGCAGAUUCAAUCUUGAUAAAAUUGAAAUUACUUAUGAAAA
Messenger RNA from Lolium perenne, 1005 nucleotides. Its product is annotated as peptidyl-prolyl cis-trans isomerase FKBP17-2, chloroplastic. Gene Ontology annotation, molecular function: peptidyl-prolyl cis-trans isomerase activity. The record is from RefSeq and is a predicted model, not a curated record. Lineage: Eukaryota; Viridiplantae; Streptophyta; Magnoliopsida; Poales; Poaceae. Gene Ontology annotation, cellular component: chloroplast.